Molecule: messenger RNA, 240 nt
Organism: Aspergillus clavatus NRRL 1
Lineage: Eukaryota; Fungi; Ascomycota; Eurotiomycetes; Eurotiales; Aspergillaceae
Exons: 2
Coding region: 1-240 (79 amino acids)
Source: RefSeq, a predicted model, not a curated record
AUGGCUUCCCUGGGUCAUCGUACCAAGAUUGAAGAAGAACCGGGUUGCUCCUACCGCUCUCUCUCCCCCAAGACACGCGCCCUCUUCGGCCUCGGCGUCAUGACCUGGGCCUCCGUCGGACUCUGGUUCUCGCCGCAGGUCGAAGGCGCAAUGGGCAUGGUUCCCACGGCCGAGGAACAACAGGAGCUGGAGCGGAAAUUGGCGGUGCGGGUGUCGCGGGUUGAGAAGGGGGGGAAUUGA